Molecule: messenger RNA, 1732 nt
Organism: Fusarium redolens
Lineage: Eukaryota; Fungi; Ascomycota; Sordariomycetes; Hypocreales; Nectriaceae
Exons: 1
Coding region: 108-1502 (464 amino acids)
Source: RefSeq, a predicted model, not a curated record
AUCACUAGACUUUCAGUUGCAGGCAUCUGUGGUCAGUCUUUUUUUCACGAUCUUUUCCCUCUUUUUUAUUUCCUUCAAGUACAUUAUAUUCCUCUUUCAAGAUCAAAAUGGCUGUCCUUAACCUUGUCACCUUGGCCUUGGCCCUUUCUUCUCCGGCCAUGGCCCGUCCUCGCCCUCAGUUUGGCAACGGAGGCGAUGCCCAAACACCCGGUGCUGGUCUCGGCGGUGCUCUCCCUACUACCCUUCCUAGUGGUGGUUCUGGUCUCAUUCCUUCUGGUCUUCCAAACCUAGGAGGCGGUAAUGGAGGUGCCAUCCCAACCCCUGGCAGUGGCUUCAACUUGCCCGGCAGCGGCAGUGGUAACGAUGCUCCUGCUACCACUCCAGGCACUGGCGGUGGCUUCUUUGGUGGCGGCCGUGGUGGUGGCAUUCCCGGCCUUGGAAACCUCCCAUUCUUUGGAGGAGGUAACGGAGGUAAUGGAGGUGGCUUCUUCGGCGGUGGCGGCAACAACAAUGAUCCCCCCGCCGCAGCUCCAAGUGGCGGCCUGUCUGGAGGGAAUGAUGGCGACACCGGCGAUGAUGCUUCCGCCCCCGCUCCUAUUCAAACCCCGGGCACCGGAGGUGGUGUGCAAGGUGCAUCCAGUGGCUUCCGAGGCCGUGGUCGAUCUCGCAACCAAGACUCCCCUCAGACCCCUGGAGGCAGUGGUAACUCUGAUGGAGGAAACGGUGGCGGCCUCGGUGGAAGCCAGCCCGGCGGUGCCAUCCCUACUUUCGUUGCUGGACCUGGCAACGGUUUCGGCGAGGGUGGCAAUGGUGGAAACGGUGGAAAUGGAGGAAACAACGAUGCUACUGAGGCUCCUGUCGCUCCCACUCUUGUCCCCUCCCCAGGCAGUGGACUUGAGGGUCCUGGCACUGCUCCCAGCGGUGUCAUCCCUACUUUCGUUGCUGGACCAGGAAACGGUUUCGGUGAGGGUAACAGCCCUGGCACCCCUAGCACUCCUAUUCAGACUCCUGGCAGCGGAAACCAGCCUGGAGGUGGUCUAGGUGGAAGCCAACCCAGUGGUACCAUCCCUACUUUUGUCGCUGGACCCGGCAAUGGUUUCGGUGAGGGCGGCAACUCUGGCAGCCCUGACACUCCCGUCCAGACACCCGGCAGCGGAAACGGCAGCCUCCCUGGCGGUAACCAGCCUGGUGGAAGCCUUCCCGGUGGUGAUCAGACUCAGCCCGGCGGUGUCAUUCCCACCUUCGUCGCUGGACCCGGCAACGGUUUCGAUGGUGGUAACGGUCCCGUCGCUACCCCUGCUCCCGGUGCUGGCCUUGGUGGCGGUAACAACAACACUCCCGAUGUCCCUGAAGCUCCCGUCCAGACCCCGGGAGCCGGUAGCGGCAGCGGAACCCAGCCUGGCGGUGCUAUCCCUACUUUCGUUGCUGGCCCCGGCCAGGGCUUCGGUGGUGGCAACGGCCAGGACGGAGGCUUUCAGAAGCGAGCUCGAUCCUCCAAGUAAACGGAUUCAUGUUGAAUAGACAAUGAUUUGAUGGAUCUUCUAUGUUUAGGAAAUGAAGAGGAUAGUUCGUAUUCCUAUAAUUCUCGGGUGAGAAGCAGGGCUUAGCACUUCACUAUGUAUCUACCUCCAUGGCAGCACCUUGAGUUGUCGAUAGAGCAAUUUUGGCGAACAUAUCUUCCUUCCAGUGCAUGUACUUUGUCCGUUUCGCAUCGCUGAGAAAGUCGUACUUG